UUAUUUCUAAACGUCAAGUUCCGCAAAGGUUAUUUUAUUUUCAUCUAAAAUAUUUUAAUUUAAAAUUGAACUGAUUCUAUAUUGUCUUGUAUAUUUUCGUUAGAAGAUAAUUAAUAAUGUCUCCACUAUCUGGCCCACCGGUGGAGUUGGGCGAAAAACACGCGGAAUUAGUGGUUAAAUUUGUUGCAAACAUCAGAAACAGUAAGCCAGAUUCUAGAAAUGUGGCUCUUGCCACCAUCACCCUACUGGAGCAGAUCAUCAGCGACUCCAACUCUGCUACAGCUUAUGAGCUGUGCACGCUGGUGCGCGGCGUGGGGCGCGCGGUGGGGCGCGCGCUGCCGCAGCAGCUGGUGGCGGGCAACAUCGUGCGCCGCGUGCUGCGCGCCGUGAGGGACGAGUACCGCAACCAGGCUGACCAGUCAGUGGAAGGCGCGACGUCCUCGCUGCAGCGGCUAGUCCUCGGGGCGGGGGCGCGCCGCGCCACGCUGCCGCGCUCUGCCCCAGAGCUAGACAACCUGAGGGACCAUAUCGCAGAGCUGCGCCUAGAGCUCGAGACAUCAUCCAGCGCGAUCAGCCAGCAGGCGCGGCAGCACGCGCACACCGACGAGCUGAUCCUGACCUACGGGGCUUCGGACCUGGCCGAGCGCUGGCUCAAGCAAGCCAAUAGCAGACGGUAUCGCCUCAUUCUUGCCGAGAGCAGUGACGUCAGAGGGAGCGCGGCGAUGGCGGCGCGGCUGAGCGCGGCGGGCGUGCCGGUCACGCUGGUCAACAGCGCCUCCGUCACCGGACUCAUGUCGCGCGUCAAUAAGGUGGUGCUAGGCGUGUCGGCGGUGCUGGCGGGCGGCGCGGCGCGGGCCGCCGCGGGCGCGCACGCAGUCACUCUGGCGGCUAAGCAUUAUAGUGUGCCUGUAAUAGCGCUAGCCCCGCUGUACAAGCUGUCGCCGCUGCACGCCUGCAGCCAGACCCCGGCCGCCGCGCUCGCCUCGCCCCACCGCGCCCUGUCGUACGAGUACGCUGAGAGCGCGGUGUGCCGGCCCUACGCGCCGCUGCACGAUAGCAUCCCGCCCGACCACAUCACCCUGUUUAUAACCAAUCUUGGGGGCAGCUCGCCAUCGUACAUCUACCGUCUCCUGUCGGAACUUUACGAUCCCAACGACUACGAGUUGUAAACUACAGCCGAUUACAAGUUUUUAACUGAUCGAGCAGUGAAAAGUAAACGCAUAGUUGUAUGUCGCCACCUAGCGGUACACGCGCGUACUAACUUCGCGCCAUGCAAAUUUGUAUUUACUUUUCAUUGCUUAGCCCACAGGCACGGCAAACGGAAAAUGUAUUCGCUAUAAGACAAUAUAAUAUGUAAUAUUGUACUGUAUAUAGUAUUAAGAUUAUAAAAAUAAACAGUCUUUUGUUAAAUCACUGAA
Messenger RNA from Plutella xylostella (diamondback moth), 1418 nucleotides. RefSeq names its product eukaryotic translation initiation factor 2B subunit beta (gene eIF2Bbeta). Gene Ontology annotation, cellular component: eukaryotic translation initiation factor 2B complex. Gene Ontology annotation, molecular function: guanyl-nucleotide exchange factor activity; translation initiation factor activity. Lineage: Eukaryota; Metazoa; Arthropoda; Insecta; Lepidoptera; Plutellidae. The record is from RefSeq and is a predicted model, not a curated record. Gene Ontology annotation, biological process: translational initiation.